Molecule: messenger RNA, 1842 nt
Organism: Alnus glutinosa
Lineage: Eukaryota; Viridiplantae; Streptophyta; Magnoliopsida; Fagales; Betulaceae
Product: metal tolerance protein 4-like
Exons: 7
Coding region: 430-1674 (414 amino acids)
Biological process (GO): monoatomic cation transport; transmembrane transport
Cellular component (GO): membrane
Molecular function (GO): manganese ion transmembrane transporter activity
Source: RefSeq, a predicted model, not a curated record
GACAGGUGGUGAGUGGUGACGACGACGCCUCCUCGACAUGUACAAAAUUUUCUCUCUCGUUGCUCGCUCAAAAAGACAGUCUCUCAUGUGCACAAAUCCCUUUAUUUGGUUUUUUGAGGAAACAAAAAGACAGAGAUUGUGAUCGAUCAGAAUAAAAUAAGCACAAGCAGUUUAUGAUUUGGGUUUCAAAAAACACGGUGGUUCAUGCAUAAAAAAGAAAGAAAGCAUGCAAUGCUUCAGCUUGUCAGCUGUCUGUUCAAUUUUAGGCAUCGCUGGUGGCCGGGGUGGUACGUAGUUUUGGCCGUUAGAUUGAAGCUGGCUGUUAGCCUCAUCUUCUACCGUUCUGGUUUCAUGGGUUUGUUGUUUUAGGAUCAUAAAUUAGUUGUUUUUGUAUUUUUAAACAUUCCAAGUCUUAUUAUUGCUGAGUGGAUGGAAGGUGGUUUCGAUCACGCAAGAAAGCCAUUGUUGGCAAGUGAAGGUGAAAAGGCCAGCCAGAAUGGCAGACUGCGAAAUGGCAACACGUUUACUGCUCUCAGAAGUGCUUUCUUCUCCAAAUUGCCCGAUAAGCUUCGCUCUGGGCUCGAUCCCGAGGUCCCUUUUCGUUUAGACCUUUCUAAAGCCACUGGCUUGGUAAAAGGAGAGAAGGAUUACUACGAAAAACAGUUUGCCACCCUAAGGUCUUUUGAGGAAGUUGACUCUCUAGACUCACCCAAUGUUAUCGAUGAACAGCAAGAUCAUGAACAACAAGCUCAACAUGAGAGAGCCAUCAAAAUUUCCAACUGGGCAAAUGUUUUUUUGCUUGCUUUCAAGAUAUAUGCUACAAUGAAGAGUGGAUCCUUAGCUAUUGCAGCAUCAACACUAGAUUCAUUGCUAGAUCUGAUGACUGGUGCUAUACUCUGGUUCACACAUUUGUCAAUGAAAACUAUAAAUAUUUACAAGUAUCCAAUUGGAAAGUUGAGAAUGCAACCAGUAGGCAUUAUCAUCUUUGCUGCUGUCAUGGCUACUCUUGCCCCUCCCAUGCAUGCAGGCUUCCAAGUGCUUGUCCAGGCUGUAGAACAACUGAUCAAAGACAAACCUUCUGAGAAGAUGACUUCGGAGCAAUUGGUCUGGUUGUAUGCAAUCAUGCUGACAGCUACUGGAGUAAAACUUGCCCUUUGGUUUUACUGUAGAAGCUCAGGAAACAAAAUUGUCCGCGCCUAUGCAAUGGAUCAUUAUUUUGAUGUCGUGACAAAUAUAGUUGGUUUGGUUGCUGCUGUUCUUGGAGAUAAAUUCUAUUGGUGGAUUGAUCCAGUUGGUGCAAUCAUCCUUGCACUAUACACAAUUUUAAAUUGGUCCGGAACUGUACAGGAGAAUGCAGUUUCCCUGGUUGGACAAUCUGCUCCUCCUGAAGUCUUGCAGAAACUCACAUACCUGGUCCUAAGGCACCACCCUCAAAUCAAACGUGUUGACACAGUCCGUGCCUACACCUUUGGAGUUCUUUAUUUUGUCGAGGUUGACAUUGAACUGCCAGAGGAUUUGCCAUUGAAAGAAGCCCAUACAAUUGGAGAAUCACUGCAGAUAAAGAUUGAGGAGCUCCCUGAAGUUGAACGGGCGUUUGUUCAUCUAGAUUUUGAGUGUGAACACAAACCAGAGCACUCUGUUCUUCACAGGCUCCCAAGCAGCCAGUCUUCUUGAGUUUGAGUUUCCAUCAUGCUAUGCUUUGUAAUUUUAGGCCAAGAGAUUACCCUUGCAUGUGCCUGAAUUAUGCUAUCAGGACUUACAAUGAAGAACUCUGAUUUCCCAAUAAAUCCAACAUAAAUUUUUCUUUGGAUCAAGUAAAAGCAAAAGUCCGGUCUGUAAAUU